Dermochelys coriacea (leatherback sea turtle) is the source of this 5054-nucleotide messenger RNA. RefSeq names its product kinesin family member 19 (gene KIF19). Gene Ontology annotation, molecular function: microtubule motor activity; microtubule binding; ATP binding. The transcript has 20 exons. The record is from RefSeq and is a predicted model, not a curated record. Bases 521 to 3487 code for a protein of 988 amino acids. Lineage: Eukaryota; Metazoa; Chordata; Testudines; Dermochelyidae. Gene Ontology annotation, biological process: microtubule-based movement.
GGGCGACUGAGCGAAGCAGAGCCCAGCCCAGCUGCUUGUGUGCUACUGUGUCAACAGGAGCCUGCUGCGCGGUGGUUGUUGUGUACAGUUUAAAGAUCUCCAGGGGACCCGGCGAGAUCCCGCAGGCAGCAAAAGCAGCUGGGCAGAGUUGGGCUGGCCCUCCUGAGCACAGCCUGGUCAGCUGGAGUGAGAGGCAGCCAGGGCCAGAGCUCCCCAAAGGGAGCAGGAAUGCUGCACCCCAGCCCUUUGUGGCUCUGUAGCCUUCCGGGGGGCCAAGAGGACAAAAGGCCCUAAGCCCGUGGAUGGGAAAAGGGCAGGCAGGGCUGGUGUCGUCCCUGCAACCCGCCUCCCCCUUUUGUCUCUGGGAGGAUUAGCCUAAGUCUCAGGUUGUUUAGGAAACAGCGGAUGCAAGUGACAGGUCUGUGGAGGGGGGAGUGGCGUGUGCAGGGUCCUGAGAGCCAUGCCUGUGGCAGCUGCUGCUGGCCCUCCCCUCUAGACCCUCUGUGCACCUGCCAGGAUCAUGAAGGAGGUGAAGGAGUCCAGAGACCAGCAACUCACGGUGGCCCUUCGGAUCCGGCCGAUCAGCAUGGUGGAGCUGGAGGAAGGAGCUACUCUCAUAGCUCAUAAAGUGGAUGAACAGAUAGUGGUGCUCAUGGAUCCCAUGGAGGACCCCGAGGACAUCCUGCGAGCCAACCGCUCCCGCGAGAAAUCCUACGUCUUCGACGUGGCCUUCGACUUCACGGCAACUCAGGAGAUGGUCUAUCGCGCUACCACCAAAGGCCUGAUCGAAGGUGUCAUCUCCGGGUACAACGCAACCGUCUUUGCCUAUGGCCCCACCGGCUGCGGGAAGACGUACACCAUGCUGGGCACAGACCACGAGCCCGGCAUCUACGCACGCACCCUCCAUGAUCUGUUCAGAGCCAUUGAGGAGACCAGCGAUGACAUGGAGUAUGAGGUGUCUAUGUCCUACCUUGAGAUCUACAACGAGAUGAUCCGGGACCUGCUCAACCCAUCGCUGGGCUUCCUGGAGCUGCGGGAGGACGCCAAGGGAGUGAUCCAGGUGGCGGGGAUCACGGAAGUCUCCACCAUCAACGCCAAGGAGGUCAUGCAGCUGCUGCUGAAGGGGAACAAGCAGAGGAUGCAGGAGCCCACGGCCGCCAACCAGACGUCGUCGCGGUCCCAUGCUGUGCUUCAGGUCACCGUCCGCCAGAAGCCCCGCAUCAGGAACAUCAUGCAGGAGGUGCGGGUGGGGCGGCUCUUCAUGAUCGACCUGGCUGGCUCCGAGAGGGCAUCUCAGACCCAGAACCGUGGGCAGAGGAUGAAGGAGGGAGCCCACAUCAACCGCUCGCUGCUGGCGCUGGGGAACUGCAUCAAUGCCCUGAGUGACAAGGGGGCCCCCAAGUACGUCAACUACCGCGACAGCAAGCUCACUCGCCUCCUGAAGGACUCCCUCGGGGGCAACAGCCGCACAGUCAUGAUCGCGCACAUCAGCCCCGCCAGCAGCGCCUUCGAGGAGUCCCGCAGCACCCUCACCUACGCCGACCGCGCCAAGAGCAUCAAAACAACGGUGAAGCGGAACCUGCUCAAUGUCUCGUACCACAUUGCCCAGUACACCAGCAUCAUCUCAGACCUGCGCAGCGAGAUCCAGCGCCUCAAGUGCAAGAUCGAUGCGCAGGGGCCACGCCUGGCCCGGGGCGAGCGGGGUGACAUCCGCCACAUCCAAGCCGAGGUGCAGCUCCACAGCUCCCUCUGUGACCGGCAGGAGAUGGACCAGCUGCGGGAACAGCUGAUCGGCGCCUUCCAGGAGCAGAUGGACCUGCGGCACCAGCUGAUGGAGCUGGAGAACAGCUACAUGGAGAUCCAGAUCGAGAGCACCCGGCACCUGCUGACCAUUGCGGACUGGGACCAGGAGAAGAGGCACCGGGCCCAGAAGUGCAGGGAGGAGCUGAGGAAGGACGAGAGCGAGAAGGAUUCGGACACCGGGGAUGAGCAGCCGGACGCACCGGAGCCGCAGGAAGUGAGCUCGGCCAGGGAGAACAUUGCCACCCUCAUGGGGGAGCAGAAGAAGCUGCGCAAGCAAAAGGCGGAGCUGGAGAAGCGGUUCAAGGAGAUCCGCCAGCGGGGGCGGCGGCUGGAGGAGGUCCUGCCUCGGCGCAUCAGCUCGGAGGAGCAGCGCGAGGUGCUGAGCCUGCUCUCCAAGGUGCACGAGCUGGAGCUGGAGAACACGGAGAUGCAGUCCAGCGCCCUGCUCAAGGACAGCGUCAUCCGCCACAAGGGCUACGUGGUGCGGCGCUUCGAGCAGCACCGCAGCCUCUGCGACCGCAUCAUCCAGCAGCAGAGGCAGAUCAUCCACGAAUAUCACCUCUCGGUCCCGCACCACCUGGAGGAGCUGUAUGAGAUCUACCUGCGGGAGCUGGAGGAGGGCAGCCUGGACCGUGUGGCUGCCAAAGCCCUGAAGGACACGUCUCUGCCCAAGAUCCCCCACCUCCCGGCUGCUGAGAGCACCCUGGACUCCGACCAGGACAGCGUGAGGACACUGGGCUCGGAGCACCUGCCGCCCCUCGUGCUGGACGCAGACAGCGACCCGGCCCAGGUGUUCAGGACCAGCCCUCGGGUGCGGCAGAUCAAGAGUUCGGCUGUGCUGACCCCGCCCCCGAUCCACGUGAACGGCAUGGUGACCCAAGAGUACCUGCACCGGGGGAGCCUGGCCAGCCUGGAGAGCCACCCCAACUCCUCCCCGGACAGCAGUGAGAACUGCUCGGACGUCACCCUGAUGCGCAGAGAGCGCAGGGAGAUCCUGAGCAGCACCAAAAGCAUCGCGGUGAAGGCUGCCCGGCGCCGCUCCAGGGUGCUGGAGUCUGACCGGCUGCACCUGCUGGAGCCCAUGAAGGAGCGGAGCAGCCUGUCGCUGCACUCCCUGAGCGAGAGCGAAGACCCCCUCUCCCCGGAGACCCCCGCCUCCCGGCGCCCACCCUGCCCCGGCCUGCAGCAUGCCGCCAGCGAGUCCAACCUGUCCAGCAGCACCGGGGAGACAGCCUCACGGGCUGAGGGCCCCUGCCCCAGCCACUCCCCCGGGCCCUGGCUCCGGGGGCACAAGAAGGCUGGCAAGAAGCUGGAGAAGAGGGAGGAGUCGCUGGACGGCAAAAGGCGGAAACGACGGUCCAGGUCCUUCGAGGUCACCGGCCACGGGCUCUCAGGACUGAAGACCAACGUAACCCAGUGCCGCCCCCUCGAGAGCAACUCCGAGCACAGGAUGCCAGCGGGGGGGCAGCCAGUGCCACACCCCCGGGCACCUGGCAAAGCCAAAGGGAGGCUCCCACAGAGCCAGCAUGCAGGUCUGGGGGACCCAGCAUCUCUCCCGCUCCCCCUCCCUCAUCCCGGCAACUUGAAGAAAGGCCCCCAGCCCAGCCAGCACCCCCGCCUGAGCUACAUCACUCUGAACGGCACCAACGCUUAUGCCAAGGACGGCAGGAGCCGGCGCUACUGACGGGCUGUGGGCAGACAGCCCUGGACUGGGAGGGCCCAGUCCUCAGUGCGGGGAGGGCAGGGGCUUGGGAAGCCUGGCAGGACUGUCCUGGAGGCCUGGCAUGCCCAGCUGCUGCAGGGAGAGUAGGGUGCAAGGGGGCUUCUCUGAGUGGAGCCGGCACAGGGCCUGGGGCCUGCAGGAGGAAAAGGGUUUACCAACGUGGUUCUCAUGGACGAUGAUUCUCUCCCUCCUCCUGGCUGCCCCGCAGCCCUGGCUGCUGAGGCCUGUCCCUUCCGCAGCCCUACGGACACAUUCCCUCUACCCCUCCAUCUGAAGCGCUUAGACCGCCGCGUCCCCCUUGCCAAGGGUUACGGGGAGCUCCCUCUGAAAAGUCGCUUGGCUGGCAGCCAGCCGCCUGUUCCCAGCUGGUCACUCUGUUCACAGCUCCAUGCCCCAGCUGCCCUGGGACAGGUGGGGGCAAUGGCACGCCGGGCAUCCCGCUGACCCCAUGUGGAUGGACGCCAAGCACCCAUGCAGCUCAAGCCCCACGGUUUGUUGCCCUGGUGCCUUCCCUCCAGACUGCUGGCCUCGCCCAUUCCUCCCACUGGCCUCCGGGCAUGGGCUGGGCUCAGGGUGCCACACUCCCUAUGCACCCCAGAGCUUCCUGUGACCUCUGCCACCCAUAUACACCUGCCCGCUACCCCACCAUGCCAGCUGCACUGCGCCCAGGGCUCUGCCCCCGCAGGUGCCCCGUACGGCAGGUCGGCAGGACUGGUGCUCUGUCUGCAUCUCCGACCUCAGGUUUCCAGCCCCCCCGAAUCACUCCCUUGCUCCCCAGGAGCUGCAGCUCCCAGUCCCUGGAGGGUCUCGCAGUGCUCAGCAGCACCCCCUGCUGGCAGACUAACAGCAGGACUGGCCUGCUGCAAAGGGAGUGUGGCUGGAAAGCUGGUGGCCAUGAAUCUGGCUGGGGGCACCCCUGGCCCUCCCUCAUUAAACCCACAGUGCAUGUGUACCAUCAGUAGGGAGUUCAGGGCCUCCCAGCUCUGCUCCCCCGGGGCCAACUGUGGCUGAGGAUUGUCUGCGAGUGUCUUGUGGGGAGGGCAAGAGGUGCCCCCAAAAUGGUCUCCUGGCCUCCCAGCUCCUGGGGUGAGUGGAGGCAGGGAGGGGAUCUCCCUGGCGUGGCCAGCAGGCAGGAGGCGUGUGGACCCGGGUGCUGGCUCAGUUACGCUGUAAAUAAAAUGUGUUGCCAAACUCUUCACCUGGUGGGGCCCAAUCCUGACCUAGCAUGGCCAAUGGGACCUGCAGUGCUCAGGAUCAGGCCCUUUUGUUGCGGCUAGGAUGGCACAGGAUUCCAGCCAGGCCUGGGAGCUCUGCAGCAACGGGGUUUGGGGCAGGGGGGGCUGCCUGCUGGGCCCAAUCCAGGGGCUCUCAGUGCCUGCACAGCGCCCAGGUCUGGCCCAUUGGCUGCAGGGCUGCCCUGGUCUCUGUGGGUAUGUCCAGGGACUCUGAACCUGGGGUUUUUACCUGGCAAUGUUGUUUUUUAUUCCUCUUGUUAAGGCUAAAUUAAAAGUGAUUUGUUGAGAUUCUA